AUGAAGCAUAUUCCGCGCUGGAAGAGACCACAGUCCCUGGUCAUAACGCCGACUCCAACUCUCAGCAGAACGACAACCACAACCACAACGACACAAUUUCCCCAAAGUCAAUGCCGGAGAUAUGUAUCACAAGGUCAAGGCCAACGUCGACGAUAUGCAUCCGCAUCACCAGCAGCAUCUAGCCAACGCAGGCUCAAUGUGCCCAUUGACUUCGCCACCAGCCCUCUUCUGCACCAGACGUCCAAGACAUUCGGACGCACGCCGGGUCUACCAGCGGGGGCGGACCUCGAGGCCACGGGCGGCUCACAGCGGUUGAAUCUGUAUCAGGCGGUCAACGCGGCGUUGCGCACGGCGCUGGCCGAGUCGAGCAAGGUGCUGUGCUUCGGCGAGGACGUGGCGUUUGGCGGCGUGUUCCGCUGCACGAUGAAUCUGCAGGACGAGUUUGGGCCGGACCGGGUGUUCAACACGCCCAUCACCGAGCAGGGCAUCGUGGGCGCCGCCAUCGGCAUGGCCGCCGAGGGCGCCCGGCCUGUGGUCGAGAUCCAGUUCGCUGACUACGUGUUUCCCGCCUUCGACCAGAUUGUAAACGAGGCGUCCAAGUUCCGCUACCGGGAAGGCGCGACCGGCGCCAACCUGGCCGGCAUGGUGAUUCGAAUGCCGUGUGGAGGGGUGGGACAUGGUGCUUUAUAUCACACUCAAUCUCCCGAGUCGCUGUUCUCCCACAUCCCCGGGUUCAAAGUAGUGAUGCCGCGAUCACCCAGCCAGGCCAAAGGCCUCCUGCUCUCGGCGAUCCUGCAGUCGCCAGAUCCCGUCAUCUUCAUGGAACCCAAGAUCCUGUACCGGGCGGCGGUCGAGGAGGUGCCCAACGCGCUGUACACGCUCCCGAUCGGCCAGGCCGAGGUGCUGAAGCCCGGGGCCGACGUGACCAUCAUCUCGUACGGCCGGCCGCUGUACACGUGCAGCGCGGCCAUCGAGGCCGUGGAGAAGGAACGGCCAGACAUCAGCGUGGAGCUGAUCGACCUGCGCACCAUCUACCCGUGGGAUCGGCCCACCGUGGUCAAGAGCGUGGCCAAGACUGGCCGCGCCAUCGUCGUCCACGAGAGCAUGCUGAACUAUGGCGUCGGCGCCGAACUCGCUGCCACUAUUCAAGAUCAGGCCUUCUUACACCUCAAAGCCCCUGUCAAGAGGCUGGGGGGUUGGACCACCCAUACGGGUCUGGCGUGGGAGAAACUGAUCUUCCCGGAUGUUACCAGGGUGUAUGAUGCCAUCCACGAGGUUCUCGACUACUGA
This is a messenger RNA of Capronia epimyces CBS 606.96, 1290 nucleotides long. Its product is annotated as 2-oxoisovalerate dehydrogenase E1 component, beta subunit. The record is from RefSeq and is a predicted model, not a curated record. The coding region runs from base 1 to 1290 and encodes 429 amino acids. The transcript has 3 exons. Gene Ontology annotation, molecular function: catalytic activity. Lineage: Eukaryota; Fungi; Ascomycota; Eurotiomycetes; Chaetothyriales; Herpotrichiellaceae. Gene Ontology annotation, biological process: response to nutrient; branched-chain amino acid catabolic process.